GAUUAUCACUUUUCUUUUCAAAGUUACAGGGAUCUGGCAACAAUUUCAGUUCCCAGACUAAAAUGAAUCCAAAAAAAAUGUUCAAGAAGACAAACAUCCCUUUUAAUAGCUAUGAACUUUUGCUCACUGUUCUAUUUAUAAUCUCCCUAUGUAUUUGUACUGUUUUAUUAACAUUUCUGUGGCUGUUCAACGAGACAACUGAACAAGGAGCAAAAGACCAUGAAGCAAUGGGAAUAUUUACAAUAAAAUCAGGAGCAAUGUUCAGCCCUGCUUUGCAAAAUAAAUCAUCAGUAGACUUCAAAAUUCUUGCCUUUGAUGUCCAGCAAAUGGUAGAUGAUAUGUUACAUGAAAGUGAACUUCAAAAUGAAUAUAAGGGAAGUAAAGUUACGCAGUUUAGAAAUGGUAGUGUAAUUGUAUUCUUCAAACUUUUCUUUGUACAAUGGGUGUCUGAAGUAAAGAUAAAGAAUGCAUUGGUCUAUGGCAUCAAGGAGAAUAAAAGUGAACUCUUACAGACUUUGACCAUUGAUGUGAACAGCAUAGAAAUAAUAGAUCUGGGAAUAUUUACUACAAGCAGCUCUUUGACAACAUCCGGUUUGGAAAUAUUUAGUACAACAACACCUGGACUGGGAAUAACUAGUACUACAAGUAAUCCUUCAACAACACCUGGUAAAUGUUUGCCUUUAGAUGGUCUUUGUGCUGAUGAUAUAACCUGCAUCAGAAAGGAAUUAUUUUGUGAUGGAAUACCACACUGCCCAGAUGGCUCUGAUGAAAACAAAUGUGCUACACCCUGUGAUGGAAAAUUCAUUCUAGAUGGUUUAUCCGGAUCUUUCCAUUCUAUUCAUUAUCCAGAACCCUAUAGCUCAAAUCUUGUUUGCCGAUGGAUAAUAAAUAUGGAGAAGCACCUAUCUAUCAAAAUAAACUUCACUUCUUUUGAGACACAAAAAUAUAGUGAUUUUUUAAGUAUUUAUGAAGGUAUAGGUCCAACAAAGAUAUUAAGAGCUGAAACCUCAGGUUCUAACCCUGGGACAAUUUAUAUUUUUUCUGAUAAAGCCACUGUUGAAUUUGUCACAGAUUUAAAUAAAAACCUUAAUGGUUUUAAUGCAACCUACACUGCUUUCAAUGCAAGUGAGCUAACCAACAAUGAAAAAAUCAAUUGUACUUUUGAAGAUGGGUUUUGUUAUUGGAUUCAACAUAUAAAAGAUCGCACUGAAUGGGAAAGAACUGAUGGCCCUGUCUUUCCUACAACUGGCCCAGAUUUUGAUCAUACCUUUGGCAAUUUAUCAGGCUACUAUAUUUUAACAUUAACAUAUCGUACAAGUGAACAACUGAGGAUUGAAAUAUUUAGUUUACCCUUAGACCCUAUUUCAGAUGCAUACUGCCUAAGCUUCUGGUAUUACAUGUAUGGUAUUAAAAUUUACCGUCUAAAUGUUAAAAUUAUAUAUGAUGAUAACAGUGAAAAGAUCAUCUUCCAGAAAGAAGGAAAUUAUGGAAAUAUUUGGAAUUAUGGACAAAUAACAUUAAAUGAAACAUCUAAAUUUAAGGUUGCUUUUGAAGCCCUUAAAAGAUAUUAUUGGAAUGAUAUUGCCCUUGAUGAUAUAGGACUUUCAAAUGGAGCCUGUGCUAAAAGUAUUUAUCCAGAACCAACUUUGGUCCCUACAAUUCCUACAACAUUUCUGCUACCAACUGAUUGUGGAGGUCCAUAUGAUUUGUGGGAACCAAACACUACAUUUACUUCAAUAAACUACCCAAACAACUAUCCCAGUAAAGCGUCUUGUGUAUGGUAUUUGAAUGCAGAAAAAGGAAAAAAUAUUCAACUUCAUUUCCAGUAUUUUAAUUUGGAGGAUAUUUAUGAUGUCGUAGAAGUCAGAGAUGGUAGAGGAGCUGAGUCUUUAUUUUUAGCUGUAUAUACUGGAAAAUCCCCAUUGCCAGAUAUAUUCUCUACAACUCACCAAAUGACUGUGCUCUUCAUUACGGACAAAUCUGUAACCAGAAAAGGAUUUGUAGCCAAUUUUACUACAGGUUACCAUCUUGGCAUGCCAGCUACAUGUGAACUGAAUUAUUUUCAAUGUGGAAGUGGAGAAUGUAUACCCCAGGCUCAGAUUUGUGACCAAUUCCAGCAUUGUAAAGAUAAUUCUGAUGAAGCAGAUUGUGUGCACUUGAUCAAUGGUUCUCUCAGCUCCAAUGGGUUAGUUCAAUACAAAAUUGAGACGCAAUGGUAUACAGCCUGUGCUAAUGAGUGGACAGAAGCAUCAUCAACCACUAUCUGCAAUCUGUUAAAACUAGGGACUGGGAACAAGUCAUCUCCUGUCUUGUAUACCGGGGCAGGUCCAUUUGUAGAAGUUAAAAAAGCAGCUAACAACAGCUUCAUGCUAAAACCAAGGGUAAAGUGUUUGAAUAAUUUGGUGAUUCAUUUGCAAUGCAGUGGUAAAUCUUGUGGGGAAAAAAUGAUUACCCAGAAAUCUAGACCAAGAAUUGUUGGUGGUUCUGAUGCUCAAGAAGGUGCUUGGCCUUGGAUAGUCUCACUAUAUUUCAAUUACAGGCCAACUUGUGGAGCUUCUCUUAUCAACAAUGAAUGGCUACUCUCAGCUGCACAUUGUGUAUAUGGGAGAAAUUUAAAACCAUCUCAGUGGAAAGCAGUUCUUGGCCUGCAUACGAAUCUCAAUCUAUCAUAUCCUCAAACAGUGAGCCGAGAGAUUGAUCAGAUUAUCAUCAAUCCUCACUAUAAUAAGCGAACAAAAGAUAGUGACAUUGCUUUGAUGCAUCUCCAAUUUAGAGUGAAUUACACAGAUUAUAUUCAGCCCAUUUGCUUCCCAGAAAAAAAUAAACAAUUUUUGCCAGGAACUAAAUGCUCUAUUGCUGGCUGGGGAAAAACCACACCGGAAGAUUCAAUUUCAAGUAUAUUGCAAGAAGCAGAAGUCCCUCUUAUAACACAUCAGAAAUGCAAGGAACUGAUGCCUGAGUACAAUAUUACUGAAAACAUGAUAUGUGCUGGGUAUGACAAAGGUGGAAUUGAUUCCUGCCAGGGAGAUUCUGGUGGACCUCUGAUGUGUCAAGAGAACAAAAAGUGGUUUUUAGCUGGUGUAACAUCCUUUGGCUACAAGUGUGCCCUUCCAAAUCGCCCUGGAAUUUAUGUAAACGUUUUCAAAUUUGUAGACUGGAUAAAACGUACCAUUAAUUAUUAACUAGAAAUAUAGGAUUGAAAAAGAAAGACUGUGAUUAUAGCAUCUAUAUAAUAAAGUUUGGUAGAAUCAGGUAAAAAUUUAUCAUUCAAAUUAUGGCCAAGUUUGUGUUAGAAGUGAUCUGAACAAAUCUUUGAAGUUUCACUGACACUCACACAGAAGUUGCAAUAUUUUUCUACCAGCUACUCUCUUAAUGCUUGAAUAAGAAAAGACAAGGGUAACUCAGAUAACAUACUGAUUUGUUAAAAGUACAACCCUCAGUAAAACUGUGCCUUUAAAUUUACUGAGAAGAGCAGUUUUAAUAAUUUUCCAAGACAGAUGACAUCAUGAAUUAAAUUCUUAUACAGAGUCUACUGCAGAUAGGCUGUCAAUCCAUUUAAAUAUUGUUUUUCUUUAAAAGAUUUUUAAAUGACUGUUUUUUUUCAAAUAGUAAUGAUAUUUCGGUAUAUGUGUCAUUACUAAGGUUCCAAUCAGAAAACCUCAGUCCUACACCUCCCUGAUUAUUCCUAUUAACUCAGUUUAUUAGGAAAGAAAUCAAUGCAAAGUGUAUGUAUAGUUUAUGCAAAAAUUCAGGAUACAGUACUGUUUAGCAGUAUUUAUGAAACUCUCAUGUCUAGUCAAAUGAGCUAGAAAAUACUAUGGAUCAAAUUAUUUGAAUCAAGUAAGUAACUUUCUAUUCUCAAUUUAAUUAAUUUUAGAUAUUUUUCCUGCACUGCCUGAUAGAAUAACUAAACAAGUACUGCAUCUUACUAUAAGAUGGAAUGUUUGAAAAAUAACCCAUAACUAUAAAAAAGCUUUCUUUUGAAAUCAACGGAUAUGCUUUUAUACUAUUUUUGUGAAAUCAUGUAUGUACCUAUUUCAUUCCCUAUUUUAAAUCAUACUGUCAGAAUGCGUUCAAGACAUUUCUGUAUUUUAAAUAACAUUAAACUGAACUGAGAUAAGAAA
Messenger RNA from Crotalus tigris (Tiger rattlesnake), 4124 nucleotides. It is a transcript of the gene TMPRSS15, whose product is annotated as transmembrane serine protease 15. Gene Ontology annotation, cellular component: membrane. The record is from RefSeq and is a predicted model, not a curated record. The transcript has 27 exons. The coding region runs from base 63 to 3182 and encodes 1039 amino acids. Gene Ontology annotation, biological process: proteolysis. NCBI's taxonomy places the organism in Eukaryota, Metazoa, Chordata, Lepidosauria, Squamata, Viperidae. Gene Ontology annotation, molecular function: protein binding; serine-type endopeptidase activity.